Brugia pahangi is the source of this 2091-nucleotide messenger RNA. The record is from the annotation of a GenBank genome assembly. NCBI's taxonomy places the organism in Eukaryota, Metazoa, Nematoda, Chromadorea, Rhabditida, Onchocercidae.
AUGUUGAUAAAUGUAUUGCGCAGGCCAAAGCAAAGAGCGCUCAAGAAGUUAGAAGAGCUGUAUUUUAUUGCAGAGAAUUGUCGACGAUCGGUUACCGGAGAGGAAUCUCUUGUCGAUAAACGCAAAGAGUUUUGGAUGAAAUGUGGUGUCUUUUUCCCACCAUUUUAUCCGAGUCCGAAACCAGCUCCCCGAAACGCUUAUGAACGAAUGUUUACUCACGGCACUAGAGAAAACGAUCUUAUACGCAUUGUAUCUAGUUUCCUUCUCUGUGAAUUUGUUGGUCUGUUAUUCUUCGUUUCUAUUGCUCUCAAGUAUUCCGUCUUUCCCAGUCGAUUAGGAGUAUAUGUAAGUAUCGUUGUGCAGUUAAUAUUAAGUUUGAUGAUACCAUUCCCAUCCAUUCGAGCCAUCAUCCUGAUUGCUGCAGUCAAAUUAACCACUAGCCGUCUUCGUUCCAUUAUUCUCAUGUUUAUAAUAGUGUGGGCAUUUCAAAUAUCAGCAACUAAUACAACUCGUAAUUUGCAAAUGCUCGCAGAAUCUGCUGCUUGCGUGAGUGACUCGGCGAUUCAAAUUGGUAACAAACUUGUUAGUGAAGUUAAUAUGCAAACCAAUAAGCUUUCAUUAUCAGGAUUAAAAGAACAAGGUCGUUUUUUCAUAAAACAUCUUGAAAUUUUUCGAAAUACCAUGCGCAAGUUGCAAAAUAUUGUUGUUAAGUUCGGUAAGCAGACAAAGGAUUACUUGGUACAGUUGCUCACAGUUAAAGAGUAUUGCCAGCGAUUCUUCAUUGGUCCCUAUUACUUUUGUCUUCGAAUUUUUGAUGAGAGCACUCAGUAUUGUGAUCGACUUACUCUGUACCGUGGAUUACCAGUUUGUAAAUUUGUGAAGGAUAUGAGAAUGAUUUGUGAUGCGGCACGAUUUGGUGAACUGGUUUGUGACAUCCCAGAGAAAAUAAAAGAAUCUCUGAAGUCCGGCUUUCUAACAUUUACUAAGGAUAAAAUGAAAGCUGCUAUGAACUCUGUUGUGAACGAUUACAAUAUCAGUUUUCUUGCAAAAGAGGCCAGAGCGGCAAAAAAAUCGUGGGAUGAAUUUGGGAUUUCGCUGAAUCAUACUAUUGAAGACAAUCAUACGCAAACGUUCCAACUGGAAAAAAUGAAGGAAGAACUGGAAGGAGUCCUGAAUCAGUUCGGAGUUUUUGUGGAGAUUUUAUCUACGACAAUUAGCUUUAUUAUUCCCAAUUUAAUUAUUAUAACUUUCCUUAUGGCAUUAGUGUACGUUAUAAAGUAUAAGCAGAAGGAGAAAGUGGAUAACGUCUACAUAACAGGAGAAUUUCGAAAUGUUGAUAUGCUGCGGGAAGCACAAGGGCAACCUUCUUUACUUCCACUGUUACCCAAAGAACGAGAAACAUAUAUUGAAGGAUUCACAUUACACAUGACAUCGAAGGAGAAAAUGAAAAUGCUAUUUGCAUUUUCGAUUACAUUGAUUGGGGGUUUCAUGCCAAUUUUUCUAAUAUUGUUGGAUGUAUUCACCUAUCAAAUGCUUUAUUUCACUUAUUCAUUCCUGCAAUCUAACGCUACUCGCACCAGUCGACUUGAUUUCUACAAUCUUAAAGCUGCGGGAGAAGGUUUUUUGGCAAAACUCCUGCAAAGAAUUCUUCAUAUAUUUCAUCCGAUCACAGGAAGUCAACAUAGCGAUAAUGACUGGAGACAGUGUUUUAUAGAGCCGAAUCCACCAGAUUUCCAGCUGAUUCGGCUAAUGAUGCUCUUAUAUUUAAUUGCCUUUUUACUUUGUAUUCUGCAGGUAUAUGUAGUAAGAUGUCGACAUUUGAUUGCGCAACAUUAUUGGCCAGAAAGAACAAAACCACGCACUUUAUGGUUGUAUAAUCAAGUACUCGAAGGUCGCAAAAGUAUUUUGACACAGUUGAUAAAAGCUGCCAAGGAAAAGGAGCUUAAAGAUCAGCUGGUUGAAGAUGAAAUUAGCGGACGGGGAAAUCUUGUAAAUCGUGGCUUGACGGUGUUAGGUGCUGAUCAAUACAGAUGUGUCAGAUGUUUUCGAUCAGAUCUCAGUAUCGCCGAUGCAAGAUUAGUUAACUCAUAG